This is a messenger RNA of Ziziphus jujuba (common jujube), 1347 nucleotides long. Its product is annotated as meiotic recombination protein SPO11-2. The record is from RefSeq and is a predicted model, not a curated record. Gene Ontology annotation, biological process: reciprocal meiotic recombination; meiotic DNA double-strand break formation; meiotic DNA double-strand break processing. Gene Ontology annotation, cellular component: nuclear chromosome. NCBI's taxonomy places the organism in Eukaryota, Viridiplantae, Streptophyta, Magnoliopsida, Rosales, Rhamnaceae. Bases 23 to 1171 code for a protein of 382 amino acids. Gene Ontology annotation, molecular function: DNA topoisomerase type II (double strand cut, ATP-hydrolyzing) activity; DNA binding; ATP binding. The transcript is spliced from 11 exons.
UCUGCCGCGCCAAAUCACAAGAAUGGAAGAAUCACGCGAAACCUCCAUGAGUUUCUUCUCCGAUCAAAAACUCUGCUACGCAGAUAUUAUUCCUCCUUUCGAGGUCCUAGCGAGAAUCGAAGUCGCCGUUCUCAAUUUCCUAAGGACCUUGACCUCUCCGGCUCCCGCAAUCUCCGACCUUCCUCUGAUUGCUAGAAAAUGGAGCAACGGCCGAGUGAAUCAAGGAAUGUUGACGAGUGUUUCAUGGAUUUUCCUAUCUGGAUCGUUCUGCACAAGGUCUCUGAUGCAAGCCAAUGCCGCUAAAGCCUUCAUUAGAGUGUGGAAGGUGAUGGAGAUGUGCUAUAAAAUUUUAGCUCAAGAAAAGCGAGUCACUCAGAGGGAGCUCUUUUACAAAUUGAUCUGUGAUUCACCGGAUUACUUUUCGUCUCAAUUGGAGGUCAAUAGGACUAUCCAAGAUGUUGUGACAUUGCUACGGUGCAGCCGUUACAGUCUAGGAAUCAUGGCAUCUAGUAGAGGAUUAGUUACCGGCCGUCUGUUGCUGGAGGAGCCAAAUAAAGAGGUUGUGGAUUGUUCUGUUGGUGGAUCUUCCGGGUAUGCUAUUUCUGGUGACUUGAAUCUGUUGGACAAGUUGAUUCUGAAGACGGAUGCACGGUAUAUAAUUGUAGUGGAAAAGCAUGCAAUAUUCCAGCGGCUUUCAGAGGAUUGUGUAUUCAACCAAAUUCCAACUAUUCUCAUCACAGCCAAAGGCUACCCAGAUAUUGCUACAAGGUUUCUUCUUCACCGACUGAGCAGGACUUUUCCUGAAUUGCCAAUUCUGGCUUUGGUAGACUGGAAUCCAGCUGGGUUGGCUAUCUUAUGCACCUUCAAAUUUGGAAGCAUUGGGAUGGGCUUGGAGGCUUAUAGAUAUGCUUGCAAUGUGAAGUGGUUAGGACUGCGAGGGAACGAUCUAAAUCUCAUACCUGAAGAAUCCUUAAUUCCAUUAAAACCAAAGGACCUCCAAAUUGCUAAAAGCUUGAUGUCCACGAAUGUCUUGCAGGAGAAUUACAGGGAAGAGCUGGCAUUAAUGGUUCAGACCGGUAAGAGAGCCGAAAUUGAAGCUCUGUACUCUCAUGGCUAUGAAUAUAUAGGGAAAUUCAUAGCAAAGAAAAUUGUGCAGGCCAACUACAUCUAAGAACACCGAUUUAUCAUUCCAAACUAAGUUGUUGCAUUGAGAGAAAAUAAUAAUAAUAAUAAUAAUAACAACAACAACAAAAAGAAUACAUAAGAAGAACGAGGAGAAAAAGAAGCAAGAAAAGAAAGGAAAUGCAAUGAGAACCUCUGAUUAAUAAGUAUUGCUCACACAUGGAA